Sitodiplosis mosellana (orange wheat blossom midge) is the source of this 1825-nucleotide messenger RNA. Its product is annotated as zinc finger protein 317-like. Lineage: Eukaryota; Metazoa; Arthropoda; Insecta; Diptera; Cecidomyiidae. Bases 186 to 1532 code for a protein of 448 amino acids. Gene Ontology annotation, cellular component: nucleus. The transcript is spliced from 3 exons. Gene Ontology annotation, molecular function: DNA-binding transcription factor activity, RNA polymerase II-specific; zinc ion binding; RNA polymerase II cis-regulatory region sequence-specific DNA binding. The record is from RefSeq and is a predicted model, not a curated record. Gene Ontology annotation, biological process: regulation of transcription by RNA polymerase II.
UGUAUUUAUCUGGAAGCGAAGAAAUACCGAACGAAAAUGUGAACGCACCCGAAAAUCACGCUCUCAAUUAAUAUAGGCCUUUGUUUGACAUCUGUCAUGUGUUUUGAAGUCAUAUGAAUGUAAACAAUAAUCAGUGUUCCGACCGAAUUUUUCGUUUAAAAUAUCAAGAAAAAUAAAUUACGACCAUGGAGAACGUGUGUCGCUUGUGUGCGGGUGUAAAAACACCAAAGCAAUUGAAAUCUAGUAUCGAAGACCAGUCGUUGAAUAUUGAACAGAAGCUAAUCGACUGCUGUCGCUGGAAAUCGUUUGACCCAUAUGAAACUUAUAAUUUGCCCCGACUGAUUUGUAAUAGCUGCUUAAAAAAUUUAGAAAAAAGUUGGGCGUUUGCCGAAAGCGUGGCUCAAGCUCAACAGGAAUUGCUUGCACAAAUGGCCGAAACAAAACCAACAGUAUUGUUGGAAAUUGAAAGCGUUGACACGGUAGACAAUAAAAAUGUACCGAGCGAAGAGUAUAUUGAAGAGAUUAAAGUAUCGUUGAGUCCACGUGAUGCAUUCAGCUAUGAACACGAUUUUACUGUUGACGAAACAGUACCGGUAGCGUGUAACUAUGAAGAUACGACUUCUGACGAUAACAAAUGGAAUUUAAAUGCCGUUGAAGCAAAGCAAAAGGAUCGAAUCGAUAUAAAUGUUCUAACCCUUUUGUCUGAAAAUGAUAAGAAUUCCGACGGAACAAUCAAUAAAGAUAAAGUGUUAGAAUUGGAUUUGGAUGAUUGGACAAUGGUUAAGUGGCGAUGUUGUGUUUGCAAAGGCAUUUUCGAAAAUCAUCGUCAAUUGAAAGCACAUUUCGAUCAAAAACAUACGGAGGAUACACUAAAGAUUCUGUGUUCAUUUUGUAAUACAUCGUUUGGCAAAAGACGAUCGGUUUUACGGCAUAUUGUACGGAAACAUAGGCCAUAUCUGAAAUUAAGUUGCAAAAAAUGUGGCACAUUCUUUUGGAAUCAAAAUGCACUCAAGAGCCAUAUAUCCAUAUCGCAUGCCAAGCCAGAGCAACUCGGCCAACUGUGUGAAAUAUGCGGAAAAAGUUUUACGAGUGAAUCGAAAUUACAACAUCAUACACGUUUGCAUUUGCCGAUUGAACAACGACGGUCCUUCGAGUGCUAUGUCUGUAAAUCGCACUUUGCAUACAAAAAAAGCUUAGUACACCACAUGCCGAUUCAUUGGGGACAAAAGAUACAAUAUCAAUGCGAUGUUUGUUUAUCGAAAUUCUCUCGAACCGACGCAUUAAAACGACAUUCGCUCAUUCAUCUCGGUAAAUUGCCACACGAGUGUCAAUACUGUGGAAAGGGAUUUCGAACCAAGUUCAACUUGAAGGUGCACGAACGAAUUCACACAGGUGAACGCCCCUACGCAUGUUCAUUUUGUGAAUAUCGUUCUGCUGAUGGGCCCAACUUGGGGAAGCAUAUCAAGCAAAGACACAAGAAUCAGAUGGAGAUGCAACAUUCGAUAUUUGCACAAGUAAAAAGUGUACAUUAAGUUCUUGGGCAUUUAUCACACAGACUGAACCAACAAAAUUUUUUCAAUUUGAUAUUUAUCAAGCUUAAUAUUUAUCUGAAAAAUUUUGUUAACAAAAAAUUGCUAUUGAAAUUAAUUCAAGGUUUUUAAAAUCAACCUAAGAUAAAACAAAUAUAUUGAAAUCGAUGUUAAUGAGAUAAAAGCAUAAAUGACUUGGAUGUGAUUCUGUGAACGCGCUCCUGAUAGGCUUAGUUUUGACAUCUGUCAGUUCGUCUAGUUAUCACAAAAAUAAAACAAAUGAAUGUAAACAAAAA